Molecule: messenger RNA, 4176 nt
Organism: Anopheles coustani
Lineage: Eukaryota; Metazoa; Arthropoda; Insecta; Diptera; Culicidae
Product: zinc finger protein ZFAT
Exons: 8
Coding region: 1-4056 (1351 amino acids)
Biological process (GO): regulation of transcription by RNA polymerase II
Cellular component (GO): chromosome
Molecular function (GO): chromatin insulator sequence binding; zinc ion binding
Source: RefSeq, a predicted model, not a curated record
AUGCUGCACGAGGACGACAGCGAGCUGGAUGACACACAUCUCUGCAUUAAGUGUGGCAGCACUGUGGUGGGAAUUGAAAAUUACAUUAAACACCGCAAGGUAAGCUGCACCGGUAGUACCGGUGGCCAACCCAAGCCCGCGGACGAUGAAGCUCCCGGUGGGGGAAGUGGUACCGUUCCCGGUGGUGGCGACGAGCCGAUUGGCAACACCGAUCAGCCAACGGUGGAACUACGCGCCGUCAGUACGCCAUCGAGCAGCGGACCGACGUCGGCAUCCUUUGGGACGCCGUUUGACUUUGGCGAACCAAUCAAGGAACCGGAGCGGCACAAGAAAGUGCCGAGCUAUGAGUAUCACAACUACGAGCUGGAUGUGACCCCGGCUCAUCAUGACGAUCACCACAGGUCGGACGGUGCCAAAGCGCCCGACUUCAAGAACGAGGAAAACUUCGACUACGACCUCGGAGCGGAUAUGUUUUUUUGGUCGCUCGAGCUGCAGAGCAUCAUCAAGCAGAAGGCGGGAGGAAGUGUGGGACCAACGGCGACGGCCACGAUGGCAGGGACUGGACCGAGCCCGGGUGGAAGUACGAGCGGAGUUGCUGGUUGCAGUCCUGCGUCAAAGAUAGCACCGCAGCACAAGUCAAAAGCGAAGCCAAAGCUCCUUGUGAUUCCUCCACCUCACGCCGAACCGGAUCAGCAGCAUCAGCAUCAGCAUCAGCAGCAACAGCAACAUCAUCAUCAGCUACCGGACGACUGGCUGGCGACACCGAACGAGUCCGAUAAGCUUAUGAAAGCUGUCAGCGAUAUCAGCGGGCACAAAAAGGUGGAGCUGUAUCCGAUAUUCCACCAGGAGUCGCCCGACCCAUCGGAUGACGACAGUGAACCGGCGGGUCCGGUAGACGAAGACGAGUACGAUGCACCACCCCGCACGCACACCGGUGGCAAGUGGAAGCCAGAGAAUCGACCCUCACCGAAUGCGUUGCAACGUUCGACCCAAUGGCGCCACUGGACACCGCCGGAACCGGUCGAGAAAUCGCUCGACGCGAGAGAAGAGGACGAACUGGACAGCUUCAAGAGUUUCUCGCCACCUCCGGGACACACCCGGGGCAAGUGGGUGCCCGGGUCGAAGAUCACACGGCUCGAGUACAAACCCGUCCACGAGCCGAUGGCCCGGAGUAGCUACGAGGACAGCUUCUGGUGCAGCAUAUGCAAUCGACGGCUGGCGUCGCGAUUUGUGUACGUGCGACAUCUCAAGUCGAACCUCCAUCUCAAGCGGGCCCAGGAGGAAAGCGAACUCGAACGUGCCGUGCGGCCACUGUACGCGAACGAGCUUUCCGGCCGGGUGGCGAAACCGGAACCCUCUGGGAGUUCCUCGGGUCGUGUGGAAGAACCCGCUUCAGAGGUUUGCCCACCGACCGAAUCACCGGGUAAGGGGAAAAGGAAGCGUAAGUGCUACUACACGAAGUGCACGGUUUGUAAGACGCGACUUCCGACGCACCUGCUCGGGAAGCACCUGAUCUCCCGGUACCACUACCGCCGGAUGCUAAACCACCCGGCUCAGUGUUUCGAUGUCGUGCUCCGGAACAUGCACCGCAUCGUGCUGGAAUCUCCAUUCCAGUGUGCGCCUUGUAAAUUUUACGCCAACAGUGAGCCGCACUUCAUGGCUCACUGGAACUCGACCGAACACGAGGCCCGUGUGGCGUCCCCGAAUGGGAAGUUCUGGUGUAGCUUCUGUAAGUUCGAGUGCGAGAGCAACUUCCAGAUGACGGAGCAUCUGCGUGGAGCGAACCACCGUGAGGUGAUCGCCGUGAUCAACCGCUCGGUGCCGAUCAUCAUACGCAAGAUCACGCGCAUCCGGUGCGACUUCUGCGAGGAAGAGUUUCGCUACAAUGCGGAACUGCGUCGCCAUCAGCGUCACUGCACCGAGGCCAGCUUGGAAGCGAUCGAAGAGGUGCGCACCCGGGUUCAAAACACGUUCCUCUGUGAGCUUUGUAACUCAACCUUUCCCAACCGAAUCCGACUGCUCCAGCAUGGACAGAAGCUGCACCGACUGGCGCACUAUUACUGUUCCAUUUGUGAGUGCUCGUUUGAGACGGCUCAGGAAUCGGCCAGGCAUCGGCGAACCUCGCGUCAUAAGGUUUUGUCCGCCAGGAGAAGGAAGAAGACGAGUUUGGUGCGGAAAAGUUGUCCCGUCUGUAAGGAGGAGCUGGCGGACGUGCUCGAACUGAAGCAGCAUAUCGCCAACUGUCAUCCAGAAGUGAAAUAUAGCUGUCCCCGGUGCGGCGAGUGUUUCGUCCUGGCGCAGGAACUGGGCAGACACGUACGUGACAAAAAUUGUACAUUUUUCAACCCCUCCCCAUCGGUGGACGGACAGGAGACACCGUCAACGUCGCUACCGGGGCCACUCGUAGCGAUGGAUUCGGGUGGCCCGGUUUCGCCGGGUCCGUCUGCGACUCAUCAGCGUCCACUUCUGGCCGUGGGCUCGUCGCAAACUUCACCGUCGUCGUCGUCGUCGUCGUCAUCAGCAACCCGGGCGCAUCUUCCGGGCACAAAUUCAAUUAUCUCGAAUGAUUCAAUUAAAGUAAAUAUGAAUGAUCGUAAACUAGGCAAGGAGGCACAGCUGUAUUCGGCCACCGGCGUGGUACGGUCCGCGUCGGAUCCGGACCAGGGGUCGAUUGCGGUAUCCGCAUCGGCCCGAGGUGACAACGCGUCCGUACCGGGAGUGCUCCGGCAGGGCACAGCUGAUGGGCCGGCGAAAGUUGAUAUGAUGGAAAAUUACUCACCCAGCCCACCGGCACCCAGCGCACUUCCGCCGUCCACCGUGCCACCGUAUGGAAUUAAAUUGGACUCAUCUGCGCCGGCCCCCGCCACCCCCGGCCGCAUCAGCCCCCCAGGGUGCGAAUCAUCGACGGCGGUAUCAAGUUCGGAUUGCGAUAAUAUUGUCGCCGUGCGCUCCGACCCGCAGGCGUCAGCAGAAAUCUUUUUCGCACUGGCUAAUAAUGCGUCCGAGAAUAAUACUGUUUACGUUGAUGAAAUUGUUGGCACCAUCGGCGAGGACGGUUCGGUCGUUUGCUGGCAGUGUAAAAUAUGCCCAUUCAGCACGUCAUCGAAGGCCGAAUUUCUGUUUCACGAAAUUUUGCACUCAUCAAAGUUGGAUGACAAAGCAAAGUCGUCCCAAUCGGGCCCUCCGGACGAAGCUGGCCGCCCCCGGCCGAACCGCCCGCGCCCAAAGCUCACUUGCCCCCUGUGCGGGAAAGCGUUCUCGAAGGCGUCCCUCCGUUGCCACCUGCGCCAGCACACCGACGAGCGGCUCUUCCCCUGCCCGCUCUGCCCGAUGGCUUUCACGCGGAAGGCCAAUCUCAAAAAUCACACCGAUAACAUUCACCACCAGCGGAAACCGGCAGCGAGUGCGACGGUGACGAGCGGCGGGGAGGCAGAGGGGGAGCUCCACAUUCCAGCACCGCAGGAGGGAUCCGUUUGUACCACUUGCGGGAAAACGUUCGCCAAUCGCCACAUCAUGCAGCUACACAGCCAGGUCCAUCUCGAGCAGCGGCUCAUCAAAUCGUUCGCCUGCCAGUACGAGGGCUGCCACUACCAGGCCCAGUCCGCCGCCGACGCCCGCCGCCACCUGCCGUCGCAUUCGGACGAGCGAAACUUUGCCUGCAGCGAGGACGGCUGCGACUACCGGGGGAAAUCGUUGGCCCAGUUGCGAAGACAUGCCCUCCGACACGAAGACGUGGGGAAGAAGUAUAAAUGCGAUCAGUGCGAUUUUGCCACGCGCAUUCCCGGACACCUUCGGCGUCAUCUUCUGGUGCAUUCCGGAAGCAAACCCUACGCGUGUCCGCACUGUGAUUAUUCAUGCAACAACAUUGAAAAUCUACGCAAACAUGUAAUCUCUACGUCGAAGCACAAAGGGAAGUUCCUGUAUGAGUGUAAAUUAUGCCAGCAACCAGAAAUUGAUCGGAUAUUUGGGACUAAUUUCCAAAAGGAAUUCAAAGCACAUCUGCAGGAAAUUCACAAACUUGCGGCGGAGGAAGCGGCCGAAGCAUGUAAACUCUAAUGCGCUUGAUGGUGCUCGGUUAUGCUGGAAGCAGCAUAAUUCUCGUUCGCCCUCUGGUGUUCAUUCCAGCAGCUAUUUCCAAUGUUUAAUCUUUAUAGCACAGCAUGUUUUAUGCUACAC